GCUUCCGCUUCCGGUAAUAGCGAGCGGCUCUGCGUCCUAAGUGGCCAUGGCGGGUAGCCGGUUGGAAAGGGUGGGGAGCGUGUUCUCCCGGACACGGGAUCUGAUGCGUGCUGGGGUUUUGAAGGAGAAGCCAGUGUGGUUUGACAUAUAUGAGGCCUUUCCGCCUCUGAGAGAGCCUGUCUAUCGAAGGCCCCGUUUGCGAUAUGGCAAAGCCAAAGCUUCCAUCCAGGACAUCUUUUACCAGGAGGAUCAGAUUCGAGCGAAAUUCUUUUCGGCCUAUGGAUCUGGUCAGAAAGCUUUUGAUCUGUUCAACCCAAAAUUCAAGUCUAUCUGUCAGCGGUUUGUGGAGAAGUACAUGGAGCUGCAGAAUCUGGGAGAAACAGAUGAAGAGAAGUUAUUUGUGGAAACGGGGAAGGCUUUGUUGGCAGAAGGUGUCAUUUUGAGACGAGUAAGAGAAGCCAGGACUGUCAAUGUGGGACCCCAAGCCUCGUCAGAAGGAAAGCAGCCUCAGGAAGAAGAAGCCCGGGCGCAGCAGGAGCCAAAGACGGCUCUCUCCCCGCCCUGAGGCCCGUCUGCAUGGAGCCUGCCCACCACGGCUGGGCUAAGCUGUUUGGACUCUGGUGGUCUCCCAUCUCUCAGGCAUGUGUGCCUUCUCCUAGUUCUUCUUUCUGAGUUGUUACAAAUCUCAGCCCCGGGGUUUGAAAGCGCCAGUUUUGUGAACUUUUCUUUCAAGACAUGGUUAAAUAAAGGGUUCUCCAGUGCUUACAAAGUAAA
Messenger RNA from Psammomys obesus (fat sand rat), 774 nucleotides. RefSeq names its product mitochondrial ribosomal protein S23 (gene Mrps23). Gene Ontology annotation, molecular function: structural constituent of ribosome. Bases 47 to 565 code for a protein of 172 amino acids. Gene Ontology annotation, biological process: translation. Gene Ontology annotation, cellular component: mitochondrion; ribosome. NCBI's taxonomy places the organism in Eukaryota, Metazoa, Chordata, Mammalia, Rodentia, Muridae. The transcript is spliced from 5 exons. The record is from RefSeq and is a predicted model, not a curated record.